Octopus sinensis (East Asian common octopus) is the source of this 3152-nucleotide messenger RNA. Its product is annotated as WD repeat-containing and planar cell polarity effector protein fritz homolog. The coding region runs from base 355 to 2535 and encodes 726 amino acids. The record is from RefSeq and is a predicted model, not a curated record. Gene Ontology annotation, molecular function: protein binding. Gene Ontology annotation, cellular component: axonemal basal plate. Gene Ontology annotation, biological process: establishment of protein localization; cilium organization; nervous system development. NCBI's taxonomy places the organism in Eukaryota, Metazoa, Mollusca, Cephalopoda, Octopoda, Octopodidae. The transcript has a single exon.
GGGCACCUUCUUAAUUGCUUUACGAAAUGAAUUAAUUAUAUUUAGUCACAUCGUUUAAUCCGUUAUAAUGAACUUUAUUUUAUUGUAAUUUACUUCAUGCUUCAUCGAUCUCCGUAUGAAAAAUCUAAGAGUGAUCAAACCCUUGGUUAAACUUGAAAUUUCUGUAUUUAUUAUCCCUUGCUCAGCUCAUCAUUGCUCUCAUUACUAGCGAUGCUACCGAGUUUUUCUUAAAAAUGUUUCUUUGGAAACCGUGUUCGAACCUCUGUGAGAGGUUUUUAAAAUUCAAGUGAGUCAACGAAAUUAAUAUUAUUUUGCUUGAUUGUUUGUUUUAUUGUUUGGUUCCUGUUAUUCGCAAUGACAGGUUGUGUGGCUGAAUUGUUUUUCUGGACUGUCGGAAGCAAUGUUUACAUACCUGAUAACAUCACUGGUUGCCAUGUGUACCACGAAAAAGAUGAGAGAGUCUCCAGAGCGGAACAUCCAUAUUGGCAUGAAAAACAAAUAUAUACAGAAAGUCGUGAUAUUACUUGGAGUCUACGUAACAAGAGACCGGAUAAACUUCGGGAUACUUUAAAAGAAGUGGAAAUUUUAUUAAGCCAGUACAAAUGUGUGAAGGCCAGUUGGAAAAAUAAAGUUGUCCUCCAGAUUAUUUUAAGCAAUGGAUAUCUAAUUACGUACCUUGUUAAAGAAAAUGUUGCCGAUAUCGAAAAAGUACUCAUUGAUAAAUCACUUUGCGGAAAAUUGAGCGGAGAAUUCAUUUCCGAUGCUCUCCUAACCAACAGUUUUAUUAUUCUGUCAUAUCCUAAUCUCGCUAAAUUGGAUUACGUUUACUUUCAAAAAAGAAGUAAUGCGGGAGAUGUCGGUAAGAAAAUUGAGAAAGUGUCAGCGUUUGAUCCAAAAUUCGGUCAUUUUCAAAUCCCUGGACCGUCAACAAGACGAGUUAACAGACACUUAUCUUAUUGUUCUGACCGAAAUUUGCUCUUGGUUUGGUGUUCUAUCAAUCCCAAGGAUGGUUGUCCGUGGUCACCGCUGGUCAGUGAUUGCGAACAGGCCAACUUGGUGUUGUUAUCAAUAAAUGGACCUCGAUUAGAAGUUAUUUCUCACGUCAAAACAGAAUAUAACCUUCUGAAUGCUACUUUGAGUAAAAAAACUCAACAAAUAAUUACGGUAGAGCUGGUCUCAAGUCGGUCAGAGGAAACAACUGUUGAAAGAGGGACAUACGAAAUCUUAAAAACAAAGUUACAACAGAGUAGGUCUAUAUCUAUGACUCUGCCCAGUCUCUUCACUUGCCUUAGUGUCCAUCCCUCAACAAACAGACUGCUAUUUGGUUGUCAAGAUGGAACUUUAGUGAUGUUUGAUGAAACUUUUAUGACAAUGCAUUCAACCCAAGCCAGUUUAAUACCGGUAAAUAUAAAAUGGCACUCAAAUGGCGCUGUUGCAUUUGUUGUAAGUGCCUCUGGGAAUCUUCAGUUAUUUGAUCUUGCUCUUAACCACCUCAACUUCCAGUUGCUUGGUGACCAGUUUUCUUCAGAGAAAGUAUUAAAGACUGAUAUGUUUUUUAAGAAAACCAUUUUCUUUCAAGACAUGCAAUGGAAUGAUUGUGACAAUGAUACCGAACUCUCAAAGAAUUCCCAAUUUCUUUUACUUAUAUUCAAUAAAGGCCCACUGGCUGUUUUACAGUUAUACUUUGGCCUUAUGAGUCAAGAGGGUUUGUCUGUUCUUGAACUGAUCAAAGAAUACAUAAAACACCAACAACUUUAUGAAGCUACCAACCUGUUGUGUUCUUUACAUUGGGAAAAUGAUGGCCCAAGUUGUUAUGCAGGUAUUUCAGCUAUUGCUAAUUACCUUUUGCGACUGCCACUCAAUGCAGAAAGAGAAAGCUACCUUGAAAAGACUCUAGGUAUGUUUUAUUCUCCGGUGAAAACAUCAAUUGCUAACAUAUUAGAAUAUCGAGAUCCAAUAUGUAGACUUGCUCGACGAUUUUUCCAUUUGCUUCUCAGAUAUUCUCGGUUUGAAAAGGCUUUCCUGCUUGCUGUCGAUAUAGGGAGUGAAGAUCUGUUCAUGGACUUACAUUACACUGCUGUAGACCACAACGAAACAUCAUUAGCAGAAGUUUCAAAAAAGAAGGCUGAAGAAAUUCAAGAGUUAGGCAUAAAUUCUUCAGAAGAAGAAGAAAGCUCUGAGUCAGACUACCAUUCUGAUUACUAUCAGAAUCCUUUGCAGAGCUAUCAUCCCAGUAACUCUGACUUUGUUGAAAAGGUGAUGCACCAUCCAAAAAUUAAGAAAUCACCCAGUCUGCAAGAACGAUGUCCAAGUCGUGUCCCAAAAUUAAGAUUAAGACAUCGUACAGAAAAUACAGACAAAGAAUCAACUGUUGAUUAUUUCCAUUCCGCAACCUCUUUUCAACCUUCUGAAAACUAUCAUGAUGCGAUCGGUAAGGAAUUGGUUAACGAAUUAAUUCAAGACUACACAGACGCUUUACUGGACAAACCUACCAUUGAUGUUGAUGGCACUAGUCAUGUUUUUACAUAUUUAUAGUUAUUUAACAUUGGUCAAAAUAAUUAAAAACAAAACCCUUAAGCUCCGUAAGGGAACUUCUACACAGUUGCUCAACCUGCUAGAAAUAGCAGCUAAAUUCAUUCACAUCAUACCCUACCAUCUUAACCCUUUACCUGUCUAAAGCAUUUUCAUAAGUUUGCCCAAACCGUCCAUGCUUGUUUCCAGACUUUUGGUAAGCAUUUCUUUCAUAUGUCCUGAGUAAAAUUGCCAAUGCGAAUCAUAUAUAAUGAUUGGAUGCCAAGGAAAUACACAGGACAUAUAAAAUUUUAAGAAAAAAUGGAUACAUUACAAAAUGUAGUCCCACAUAUGCAAAAAGGAUGGAAUGAUUACACCUAGAAUACCUUUGACAGUAGAUUUGCUCAAUCAAAGCUCACCUGGGAUUAAGCAACAACAACAGCUAAAAUACCUGUUUCAUUACUUCAAAGUUAAGUACUAUCAGAAAACAGUUAUUUUCUGGCGAACCCCUGCCCCUUGCAUAACAAACAGGCUCCUGCAAAGAAAACAUACAUUUUGUUUUUCUUCCAUCUAUUUCUUUAUGUUUGGGAAAAAUGAAUAUUGAGAUAGAAAAUAUUUGAUUUUGGAUUCUUUAAAUUCUU